CGUUCUGCUUGUAGUCACUUUCGUUUACUUUCCUUCAUUCUUGUAGCCGCUUUAACAGAUAGCACGCUUUUAAAUUUCCAUUAACGCGGAAAGCAUGUGGUGAUCGCUCGUGUGGACCGUGUGGAAAGUUCGCGUGUGUGCCAUAUAUUUGUUCCUUUAGCUAGCAACUUAAUUCAAUUCUAUAUAUUCGCCGGCAUAAUACAAACAUUACAUAAUGGGCAGCAGUUUGCGUGAAAGUCAGCUGAUUGGCAUUGGCAACCCUCUGCUGGACAUCUCGGCCGCAGUUGAUGAGGACCUACUCAAGAAGUAUGACUUGCAUCCCGAUGAUGCUAUCAUGGCAGAGCCCAAGCAUAUGUCACUAUACAGAGAACUGGUUCAACAAUACAACGCUGAGUUCAUCGCCGGCGGCAGUGCACAGAACACGUUGCGCGUGGCGCAGUGGAUCCUCAAGAAACCAAACGUAUGUACAUACUUCGGUUGUGUGGGGUGCGAUGACUACGCGUCUAUCCUGAAGCAGAGAGCAAUUGCAGAUGGCGUGACAGUCCGGUACCAGGAGACGAGCGAGGCGCCGACUGGCACAUGCGCGGUGCUGGUCACUGGCACGCACAGAUCUCUGUGCGCCAACUUGGCGGCCGCGCAGAAGUUCACCCCUGACCAUUUGGCUAAAGAAGAAUGCAGGAAGAGCAUCGAGGCAGCCCGGUUCUUCUAUGCGACGGGUUUCUUCGUGGCGGUGUCCCCGGAGUCGAUCCAGCUGUUAGCGACGCACGCUCACACAAACAAGCUUACGUUCAUCAUGAAUCUCAGCGCGCCAUUCGUGUCGCAGUUCUACAAGGAGCCCCUCGAGAAAUUGUUGCCGUACGUGGACGUGCUCUUUGGAAAUGAAUCGGAGGCAGACGCGUUCGCGAAAGCGUUCAACAUAAACGAAACGGGUCUCCAGGAGAUCGCGUUGAAAAUAGCAGCCGCACCCAAACUCAACAAGGAGAGACAGCGAGUGGUGGUCAUCACCCAGGGUAAAGAUCCCGUUAUACUGGUGGAGAACGGUAAAAUCAACCUGAUACCCGUCAAUGUGUUGUCCAGGGAACAGAUAGUGGAUACGAAUGGAGCCGGGGACGCGUUCACGGGCGGUUUUCUAAGCCAAUUAGUACUGGGAAAGUCAUAUGCGACGUGCGUCAAAUGUGGUAUAUAUGCCGCAACACAUAUUAUACAGCAUUCAGGAUGUACGUUCAGUGGCGAGAGUGAUUUUAAAGAGAGCUAAAGUGGACGCUGGCCUCAGGAUGCGGAACAAACCCGGAGCGCACAAUACUGAUACUUGCUUCAUACCCAAUCCCCAAACUUUGUUUCAAGGACCAUUGACCAAAAGUUUCGGUGUAGAUUAUUGGAAUGAUUUUUGGAAAUAACAUUGCCUUUUUUUUAGAGCAUUGUCGAUUAAUCAUGUUUAUUUGAUUGUACUUUUUAUGUAAUUUUCAUUUUCAAGUGAUUAGUUUGAAUGCAUUUUUAUGUAGGUAGAUAAAAUGACGAAAGUCCUUUCCCUACCUAAAUAACUACCCUUGAUGUUGCUAGCUUCAAAAAAUCUAAAACGUGAAAUCAUUAUUGAAGAAUAAUUUAGAAUGUUUCUUAUUCUGUUUAAGAAAGUUCUUUAGUGCCUUCAAGUUUGUGUCCAUUUAUCUUUUUUGUUCCGUACUCUGAGGUGUUGGCUUUGGAAGCAGCACUUCCAAAGUAGAAUUGGCUACAACAAUAAUCAAGAUAAAGUAAACUGGACUGUAGAUAAUGUAUAUAAGUAAUCGCUUUUGAAACUUGGACAGUUAUGCAAACAGGGUUUUGAUCAUUCGCGUUCAUUUUGCAAUAGUUUUAAUUUCAGUUGAAUAUUUUCAAAAUAAAUUAAAAAUUUUCAACGUUUUUUCUAAAUAUUUUUAAAGAAGUUUUCUGGUAACCAUCGCCUUUAUUGUCUAGUUUGCAUAAUUAUGUCCAAAUACAUAAAAAUAUAGAAUAGUUGAUAUAAUUAUGUUAGUAAUGUAUCUCAAAAUUAAAAAUCCAGGCUCUAACGUAGUAUACAGAGGAGAAUUGUGUAUAUAUAUAUACUGAGUGAUAUAUGUAUAUUGUAAUUGGCAAUAAUGUGUAUAGAAGUUAUAAGUAGAGCGUGUCAAAUGUUUGUUGAUAAACAAUUAUGAACAGUACGUCCUAACUUCUGAUAUUGUGAACUAUCAUUUUUUAUUAGUGAUAUGAAAUUCGAAUAAAUUAGUUAUAACUGAAACUUUUUGAUGGACCACAAAACUAUUUUUUUUUUUAUGGCAAUAAUAUAUAAUAGUUUGUACUGUAUUGUACCUAUCGCACAAUUCCAUAAUCAUAUCAGUAUAUAAUAAUCGAUACAUAGAAUAUAUUUUUAAUUCUUAGUUGUCGACACUAGAGGGAGACACGUACAAGUGCAUGAGUAACAGGACCAGUAAUAAUUUUACGUGUAUAUCUGCAAAGAAUGAAAAUAUAAGUAGAAUAUACAUGAAAAAAUAGUUUAUUUGGAAUAAAUUACAGGGAAUGUAUGAUUUGACAAUAUGUAGAUGUGACGAAGAGGGGGUGUAGGUACCUAUCCUGUAUCGUCUGACCAUAAGGUGUAAUAAGCAAGACACAUGGGCCAUAGCUUUUUUUUACAAAGAUAGAUUAAUUAUUUUCUAAUUUAUGCCUGAUGAGUCAGAGAUAUACUUGUGCUUUCAGAUUAAAACACAUUGUUGCUUCAUAAAAGAAUUAGAAAGUUUUAAAAUGGUACAUUAGAUUUUCCAAUUAUAAAAAUCUAUUUUUUCUAUUUAGGAGCAAUACCAAUUAUUUUGUUUACAUCACAGUUCCCAGGAGUAUGUUUUGUCCUUUAAAAUAGAUUAGUAUAAAUUUUUAUUCAAGUUAACUUAAUUUUAAGCAUUUGCAAAUAGUAUUUUUGUAUGAUUCUACCACCCAAUUCGGAAUGCAAUUUUAGCUGAAAAGAAUGGGCAAGAAAACCAGCUAUUUAAUUUUUGUUUUUCAAACAAAAGAUAAAAAAUUUGUUUGAACAUUAAAUUAGAUUUGCAUUACAUAAAGGUGAAAAAAGUGGACUAAUAAAAUUAAAAUGAGUGAAUCCCUAUUCUUCUUUUUUUAAGUAAUAAUAUAGUUCUGUAUUUUAUAAGGUAUGGAGGCAUAAUACCGACAAGAGCGCAGCUCUUAAAUGGAUAGAUAGAUAGGAGGCAUAAUACCGUAUAUAGUUACUAUAUUAAAAACAUAAAGCAAAAUAACCUUGUCUUCCCUGUAGUAAUAAAAACUCCUUGAAAGUGAUCAAAUUAAGGACUGUUUUAUGUUUGCAUAAGUAUUAUAAUUUUGCUUAAAUCAUGAUACAAUUCAAAUCAUAAGACAUAACUUGAGAUAAAAAUAUCAUCUUAUGGAUCUUCUGGAUAUGAAUGGAAAUAAAUUUAAACCUCAAUAGUUUUUUAUGUGCUACUUCUAUAUACAGGUAUGUACAUCUAUAAAGAAGAAUGAUUAUUGUUAUUUAUUAUUGUAAAAUUGCCAUCAUCAUCAUCAGUAUCAUAACAGCCAUAAACCAACCACUGCUAAACAUAGGCCUCACUCUAUUGGAGGUUUUGCCAAUAGUUGUCAUGGUUGGCAGAUGGAUUGGCAACUGCAGUUAGGCUUUGGUUAUGUUUUAAGAGGGAUGCUGUCAUCCCUCGUCUAUUAAGUUCCCUUAGUCGCUUUUUACUACACCCAUGCAAGAGGAAGGGAAAGCUCAUUUUAUGGUGGGGCUACACUGCAUAGAAUUGCCAUAUACUGUGCAAUUAUAUUCACAUACUAAAUUGAUAUUUGUAGUAGUUACUAAACAUGUUCCUAUUCAAAUUAAUCUAUCUUGCCACCUCAACCAUUAAAAAUUAGAGGGAAUUAAAUAGAUUAUGUUUGUGUAGUAUAUAUCCAAUCAAGAUGUAUAUAAAUGGCAGGUAAAAAAUUAUCUAUCCAAAAUAAUAGUACCUGUAAAACAACUGUACAGUUACUGUUGUUUUACAAGUACUGUUAUUUUGGGGUGAUAAAUAAAAUUGGCAUUAUUAAACAGAAAUUAUCAUAAAUAUGCAGUCAUUUUUAUUUUAAACAAGAAAAUGCAACGAUUAUUAUUAGUAAUUAUUAGUCUUACAAUGAAUAAUAAUAAAUAGAAUAAAAUAAACAAAUUUGUAGAAUUUUUUGCAUUUCACGCCAGGAAAAUGAUAUUACUAUAUUCCUAGUAGGUAUUAAAUAGAUUAAAAAAUACUGUAGUAUUUACUUUUACUAUUUAAGUUAAAUUACUAUUAACAUUAUAAUGUUAAUAGUAAUUUAAUACUUACUAGGUAUAUAUAACAAUCAAGUCAUAAUUUGUUAAACUAUAUUUUUUAAAUAUGAAGGAUAUUAAGAAUCCAUGAUGAAAGUGGCACAUUAACUUUGUUUUACAUAUAACCUUAGGUUUUUUGGUAAGAUAAAAGCUUUUGAUAUAUACACCCUAUAAUGAGAAUCAUCUCAAAAAUUAAUCAACACUUAAAAAUAAUAUUUUGUUAUACAAAAUAAUUAUUACAUAAAAAUAAGAUCAAAUCGCACAAUAUGUAUGUCCCAAUUAGGUGCAGUUUCACUCUCAUUGCCUAGCAAAGGCAUGCACCUAUAAAUCUCAAUAAUAACGAAGUUGCUCUGUUUAACAAGUUUACUUAUACUGCGAGUGACAGGACCAGAAUAUGUUUUGAGAUUUAUUUUACAUUGUACUUUAUUAAAAACAUACUUUUUCUCCUUGGAGAUUUUAUUUAUUUUUGAAUUUUUAGUUUGACUCCUUACAGUUCUGUAAGCAAAAUUGUAUAUUCCUUGGUUGUACUUAUAUUUGUAUUUUUGAAAUAAAAUUGUCUUCUAAGUAAAAAUAUAAAUAGUUACUGUAGUAGAAAUUUCAGUUUGUAUAAAAUGAAAUCAAUAUGAUACCUUACAUAGGUAUCAUAUAAGUAACAAUAUCUAACAUACAAUAACAUUGAAUAACAAUAUUGUACUAUAACAUGAACUUUUGUUACCUAUUGCUAAAAUAAUUACUAAAGAAAAAUAAAUAGUACUUAACC
Messenger RNA from Galleria mellonella (greater wax moth), 5063 nucleotides. RefSeq lists its product as uncharacterized. Gene Ontology annotation, cellular component: cytosol; nucleus. Bases 215 to 1255 code for a protein of 346 amino acids. The transcript is spliced from 6 exons. NCBI's taxonomy places the organism in Eukaryota, Metazoa, Arthropoda, Insecta, Lepidoptera, Pyralidae. Gene Ontology annotation, biological process: purine ribonucleoside salvage. Gene Ontology annotation, molecular function: adenosine kinase activity. The record is from RefSeq and is a predicted model, not a curated record.